This is a messenger RNA of Phyllopteryx taeniolatus (common seadragon), 1434 nucleotides long. Its product is annotated as regulator of G-protein signaling 4-like. The transcript is spliced from 5 exons. The record is from RefSeq and is a predicted model, not a curated record. The coding region runs from base 231 to 848 and encodes 205 amino acids. NCBI's taxonomy places the organism in Eukaryota, Metazoa, Chordata, Actinopteri, Syngnathiformes, Syngnathidae.
UAAACAAUACUGAUUACCAAACAAAGUAGCUAUCUCAGGUCCUCCUUUUCCAUUGCUCUCCCCCUGAGUCUGGUGUGAUUAUUGCGUUUCUGUCAGUGUGCACUCCAAGGGGUGGAGACAGCUACAGCCGGCUACGUUUAACUGAAGAGCAGCACUAUAAUAACUGCUUCGAGCCACCCCAUUGUUAUUAUACUCAAACAGUGAAAACUUGGAAUCCUUGACAUUUCAAGAUGUGUAAAGGGCUAGCAACACUUCCUGCAACAUGCCUGAAAAGUGCCAAAGACAUCAAACACAAAAUAAACAUCUUUCUCCAGAGGCAAGAGUCACAAGAAGUGGACCAGAAGCAGACAGACGAAAAGAAUGAAGAAGCUGCAAAAAGGGUGCCAACUGCUGCUGAGGUAGAGAAAUGGAAGGAAUCGUUCAGCUUUGUGAUCAACUGUGAAAGUCGAAAUGUGUUUACCAGCUUCCUGCGGUCGGAGUUCAGCCAAGAGAACAUGCAAUUCUGGGUUGCAUGUGAGGACUUCAAGAACACUUCAAUUUGCAAGUUGGAGAAGAAAGCAAAGUUCAUCUACCAGCAAUAUGUGGCAAUAGACUCUCCAAAUGAGGUAAACCUAGAUGCUGGGACCAGAGAGGAAACAAGACAGAAAGUUAUGAGUGCCUCUCAUUCUUGUUUUGACGAGGCUCAGAGGAGGAUCUACAUUUUGAUGGAGAAAGACUCCUACAGACGUUUCCUACACUCCAAAUUGAUUCACGAUUUGUCUCAGGCCCACACUUCUGUUGUACGGAAGAAACAAAACAGUGGCUACAGCACCACUGAUAUCAGGGAGGAAUUCGCUCGUGUUGCCUAGACAGGAAGAAAAACGGGAAGAAUAUUUCAACAGUUGCCGUACAAGAUAGCUGUUCUUGUUAAAAGCAGCAUUUGCAUGCAGGAUGAACAAGGUUUCAGUCAUGACAAUACGUACAUAUUGAGGUUAAAAGCGGAAUAAAAUCCAGAAAUGCAUGCUUAGUGUCAAAUGUUCUAUUAAUUACUACCUCUGUACUUAUAAUUGAACAGCAACAAGAAAUGUUUUGUUUUUGUUUUGGAAAAUCCUAAUGCUUUCCUUUUUUGUGUUAAAAAAAAAAAGUUAACUGCUGACACAUUUAGUAAACUAUUGUACUGUUUAAAUCUUUUAACUAAUUGAUAAUAACAAUUGAUGAAAUAUAAAAAUAUCAUACAGUAUUUGAUCAUUUAGCAUGCCUUAAUGUUGGAUUACUGAUUUCAUUAAGCGUUUUGCAAGUAAAAAAGUCUUUUUUUUAAUGUGGCCUUGCAUGAUUAUAUAAUGCAUAAAAAAUACAGUAUGUAUUGCAAUAUUGUUAUAUAUUACUUACAUUCCCUAACACAAAAUAUUUUGUUUGUGUGUGUGUUUAGAAUUAAAAUAAACAGAAGACAUGGAU